UUCUGCCACACUGGACGAAUUCACGGCUCGCGCAAAAUAUUCCGCCCGCAGGGGGGUGCAGCGCUGCCGACCUGGACCGGGACGGACAGGCUACACUCGCUCGCACACUACACGUCAGAGGGGUAUUUUUUGUGUGGAACGAGGGUGUGGCGGUGUGGAUAUCGGGACAGUUCGUAGUCUUUCGCUUUUCCAGGCUUUUUUUUAAAGGGGAUAAUAUCGCUAAGCGGCUGUACUCGAACCGGCAGGAGUGUGAUGAGAGGAGGCACAGCGCCCCCUGUCUUCCUGUAGCUGAGUGGCACUCAGCACCCCUUCAGCGUUCGGGGGGUACAGAUCCCCCCCCAAAACCUUUGUGAGAUUCCAGACUGGUCCCCUGUACUGCCCUCUGCUCUGGCCCUUCCCCCCCCCACUGACCGUACCCAGCAGAGCGAGGCCCAGGACGAAGAGGAAGAGGAAGAGUGAGAGGAAGAGGAGGGGGGAGGAGGCGUCAUGGACGACAUCUUCACCCAGUGCCGGGAGGGCAACGCUGUGGCCGUUCGUCUGUGGCUGGACAACACGGAGAACGACCUCAACCAGGGGGAUGAUCACGGGUUCAGCCCCCUGCACUGGGCGUGUCGGGAGGGCCGGUCGGGCGUGGUGGACAUGCUGAUCAUGAGGGGGGCGCGCAUCAACGUGAUGAACCGCGGAGACGACACGCCCCUCCACCUGGCGUCCAGCCACGGGCACCGUGACAUCGUGGCCAAGCUGGUCCAGUGCAAGGCCGACCCCAACGCGUCCAACGAGCACGGAAACACGCCCCUGCACUACGCCUGCUUCUGGGGGCAGGACCUGGUGGCCGAGGACCUGGUUACUAACGGCGCCCAGGUGAGCGUCUGUAACAAAUACGGAGAGACUCCUCUGGACAAGGCCAAGCCCCACCUGAGGGACCUGCUGAAAGAGCGUGCAGAGAAACUGGGGCAGAGCCUGACGAAGGUCCCGUUUAAGGACAGCUUCUGGAAGGGCACCACUCGAACCCGCCCCCGAAACGGCACUAUGAACAAACUUGCUGGAAUCGACUACAAGCAGCUGUCUCUGCUGACCAAGAUCAACGAGAACCAUUCAGGAGAGCUGUGGCAGGGACGCUGGCAGGGCACAGAGAUUGUGGUGAAGGUGCUGAAGGUUCGAGACUGGACCACCAGGAAGAGCCGGGACUUCAACGAGGAGUAUCCCAAACUCAGGAUAUUCUCCCACCCCAACGUGCUGCCCAUGCUGGGGGCGUGUCAGUCUCCUCCCGCCCCCCACCCAAUCAUCAUCACGCACUGGAUGCCCUACGGGUCCCUCUACAACGUGCUGCACGAGGGCACCAACUUUGUGGUGGACGACCCGGCGAUUGAUGAGGACAUGACAGCCAGAAUAAGCAUGGCGGACGUGAAGUUCUCCUUCCAGUGUCCCGGCCGCAUGUACUCCCCCGCCUGGAUGGCCCCGGAAGCCUUGCAGAAGAAGCCGGAGGACAUCAACCGCAGGUCGGCGGACAUGUGGAGCUUCGCCGUGCUGCUGUGGGAGCUGGUGACCCGGGAGGUGCCCUUCGCUGACCUCUCCAACAUGGAGAUCGGCAUGAAGAUUGCCUUGGAGGGACUCCGCCCCACCAUCCCCCCCGGGAUCUCGCCCCACAUCUGCAAGCUGAUGAAGAUCUGCAUGAACGAGGACCCGGCCAAGAGGCCCAAAUUCGACAUGAUCGUUCCCAUCCUGGACAAGAUGCAGGACAAGUGACCCCCGACCCCCGACCCCGGACCCCGGGCCCCGCUCCGGGCCCAGCAGUGUCCCCCGGGGGCGAACACCAGCAUUGCCUUAAAAAAGACACCGCACCACUACGCCGCCCCUCCCUGCGCCGCUCGAACCCUUAGCUUCCCGAGCGCCUGGCUGCACUCCGUACUGCUUUAUUAAUACCACUUUACUGGUUUUGUUGUUAGUACCGCUUGUUGCUGUUUUGUUUUUUUUUUUUACAGAAAAGAGCACUGUUGGCUUUUAUACAUUUCUUUCUCUUCUUUUUCUUUUUUUUAUUAUGGAAAACUAUGUGUCAUUAUUGCCUUGGGGGCAGUGAGCUCAGCAUUUCAUGUUCUGGGGGGGGGGGGGGGUUCAUGUUUUUUUUUUGGAAACUCACCAGACCUGUGUCUGACUCGCGUUUGAACAGCUUUUAACCCUUUAGUUGCUGGGUAAGUUUCGAUAAUGCUUCUGCAGAUUCUUGGCCAUUUUCAAACCAACGUGUUACUGACCAAAAUGUACAAUCAUGUGAAAGACCACGGCUGUUUAUUUUUUAAUUGUUAUUAAUCUGCUGGAAUUUUACUUGUGUCUAGAAGGUGGAACUAUUUCAGUUGAUUAUUUAAAUUCAGCCUAAACUCAGGCCAGCCCUUCCUGAUUGGCGGGUUGAUUGACAGAUUGUCUCCCCAAACCUUUUUGAUGAUCAAAUUACCCUUCUUAAGAGGAAAAAUCAAAUUUGAGGGGCCCUGGUGUCUGGAAAUGGACCCAAAGUAGAUGGGCGUGUGUGGACAUGCAGUGUCCUCUUUUUGCAUGGUUCUUCAGAUAACUGAAAAUAACCCAGCUAUUGGGUUGGGCUGGGCUGUUGGGUUGAGCCUGUGGCAGACAUGGUGGCCAAACAGCAGGGUAGUUGGAGCCACACUCAGGCAUCCAUGUCAAAACCUUCAGUCCAGAGAAUGGAGAUUAAUUAUUCACACAAAUUCAUGAACUGCAUACAGGAAGUGACAUCACUUUUACCCCCUUUCCCAGGAAAUGGCCUCUUAUUUAACUGUGCCACCGCUAGAUAGGUUGAAUGAACUCUAAUGACUGAGCCGCAUGUGACUUCUGUUUUUAUUUUAUUUUAUUUUAUUUUAUUUUAUUAUUGGGGGGUGAGUCGGCAUGUGCACAAUUCUAUAUAUAAUGUUUUAGAGGAACUACAGGACACGCGAUGGCCCUGACUGUUCCACGUCUCCAAGACAACAACUGCUUACUGUUUACUUCCGCUUAAUGUUCACUGUUUAACCUAAAAGGGAGGGGAUCUUGCCUAUCAUAUCUGAGAUUUAUUUUUGUAUUUCAUAUCUUUGGGGGGGAAUCAGGCACUUCGGGAGCGGGGCGUCGGGUUAUUUUCAAGGUCUCCAAUCAACUGGAUGCCAAAUGAUUCUGCCCUUCUGCUCGGUUUGAGUGCUCUAAAAAGACCUUUCUGUUUUCUAUAUUUCGCCCUCAGUAAUUUUCUGGCUUUAAAGAUCGUCAUAUUUGCCACCAUUUUUUAUUCUUUGUUUUUACCGUCUCCCAUGUUGCGGCCUGCUUGUCUGUACUGGACCAGCAGGCAAAAGGGGGGAAAAGCAUGUCUUAUACAAAUGUGUGUAAUUUAUAUAGACGCAUAUUAAAAGAUAAAAGAGA
This is a messenger RNA of Anguilla rostrata (American eel), 3390 nucleotides long. Its product is annotated as integrin-linked protein kinase-like. The coding region runs from base 487 to 1746 and encodes 419 amino acids. The transcript has 13 exons. The record is from RefSeq and is a predicted model, not a curated record. Gene Ontology annotation, molecular function: ATP binding; protein kinase activity; protein binding. Gene Ontology annotation, biological process: protein phosphorylation; signal transduction. Gene Ontology annotation, cellular component: cytoplasm. NCBI's taxonomy places the organism in Eukaryota, Metazoa, Chordata, Actinopteri, Anguilliformes, Anguillidae.